Molecule: messenger RNA, 2835 nt
Organism: Culex pipiens pallens (northern house mosquito)
Lineage: Eukaryota; Metazoa; Arthropoda; Insecta; Diptera; Culicidae
Exons: 3
Coding region: 950-1525 (191 amino acids)
Source: RefSeq, a predicted model, not a curated record
UGUUAUUGUUUAUGUUUGUGCAUGGUUUUGAUUUUGGCGACGGCCGCGACGGCUGAUUCGGCGAAUGUUGCGGUUCAGCAGUUGUAAGGUUGCAAGGUGGACCGGAACUUGCCAAGUUUGACGAAACAGUUAUGUUCGUUCCGAAGAAUAACAAACUCGCAUCGAAGCAUGCCCUGCCCCUCAUCGCAAAAGGAAAAACGAAGUUGGUGACGAAGCUUCCGAACAGCAACUGUGGCGAACCGGGCAGCGGGCGGUGGACGUGGAAUGAUCCUGAAGAAUAACUUUGGCGAAUCGGAGCUCGUUCGACAAUCCAAAAAAAGUAUAACCGGAUGUUGAAUUCAUACGGAAGAGUAUGCGCAACAGUUACGUUCCCAAGCCGGAAGAACUCGAAGGAGGACCGCGUUGAAGUGCAGUCGCUGAAGGCCUUUAACGUGCCCCGCCCACGCGUUGCGGUUCGUUCCGCCGAUGAGGUGCAGUUAUUCCGCAAAAACAUGCAUAGGUAAUACCGUGCUCCAUCCAACGCAGGAAAACUUCCCCGAGAUCAACAAAGCCUCCCCCCGCCGACCGCCGGGGGGUUGGCCGAUUGCGCUGUCCGGACGCGAGCUUCCACUCCAGCGAGAUAAUGAUCAGAAGCCGAACAUCCGCAUCUUUGACAGCACGCUGAAUUGAUCGUAGGUUCGCGAUUUGAAUCGUGGCUUUAAGGGGGUGAUUGCUACGCCGGGACGUUUGACCAAUUUCCCGGAGCGAUGCAUCUCGAAUCUGCGCUGUUACACGUACCUAGAGGUGGAUCUGAUACUGGACAUGGGCUCAGACAAGAAAAAUAACCGGGCAGUUCCGGCCGGUGCUGAUGUAGAAUGCGACGUGGCCGAAGGAAGUUUUGGCGUUGGCGGAGGAUGGGCACGGAGCGACGAAUAGCACCUUUUAGGACAAGCAGACGGCGUACUGCCCCAUGGACAUCUUGACGAACCAUCAGGGCGAGAUGACUCCGGACGAGAAGGAAGCGACGCACAUCAUCUAUUCAGCGGUCGAUCCGUUGCCUGGCUCACGUUCCGCCGGAACAAGACGACGUGAUCCACCGGUAUUACUUUCCGGAGUUGUUCGUGGGUUUCGAAUACGUGCGAUUGCGGACAACAUUCCGGACUGUCCGCAUUCGCCUGGGGACAUCCGGCAUCGUCUCAGCGUUGACGAUCUGUGUCCGCCGGGGACGAGAAGUCAAGAAAUCGGGCAAAUUGACUCACCAGAAGCGCAAACGUUUGCCGUCGCCCAAGCCAAGAGCGGUAAGCGCAAGAGUGCCCGCUCUUCGGCCGUUUUCCUGAAGAAACCACGCGCCGACGACGAGGAUUCGCAAGAUUUGACGAAAGACUUUGACAACCCACCGGCGGAAACAAACUGGAUCGAGGUAAAAGCAUGCUCGAGCAACUCGGCGUUCGGCCCGGCCACACCGCAGCCGCCCAAACGUGAACCGGAGAUGAUGCUGUUGAAGUUCGCCACGAUAACCGUUCUGGACAAUGCGGAUCGCGUCUGAAAUAAUACCAGGCUGGCACUAUCAGCGACAACAGCAACACACAGGAAAAAGAGGACCUCGAGGACACCGUUAACGAGCAGACGCAUCACAUUGUCGUCUUAUCAUAUUCGGCUUGGUUCGAUUACAACACGAUUCACAUAGUUGAGAAGAGCGACCUUAUUUUACUGAUUAUGUUUAUAUUUGUUAUUCGAUGUAGAUUCUAUGUAUGAAAUUAAAGAUUAUUUUAGGGGGUUCGGGAUUUGGUUAGCGGGUGACAAAAACGGCUGCAGCUGCAACUGGUCAUGGUCAAGUGGUCACACUUUGUCUCAAAAGUCUAAAGCCACAAUUGGUAACAGCAGUAGACACACACUAAGGUUCCACAAAGCUAGUUGUUCUGAACAUAGAGCCUGCCCUAAUUCGUCAUAAUCCGGCCAAAUAUUCUCUCCAAACUCUUCACCACCAUCGGAUAAGUUAUUUCACAAGCUUCCAAAAUUAUCAAACUUUUAAUGAUCCUGUUUAUCUACUUUCUAUAAUUUCGACGUCUUUAUACCAAGAUCUCUCCGUCAGCCAAUCGCCAAGAGACUGCAGGACCGAAACGACCUCGAGAUCACCUUCGUCGGGUCAAAAAGUUGGAGAGAGCGAGAGAGAAACGCGAGUAAAAUGAGCAUGGCGACGGCUGUCACGCGAGUGGUAAACCGAAUUUAAACUGUAUGGGGGAAAUUGGCACGACUCACCUCUCGCAGGAGUCAUUGGACAGCUUUGUUUGAAACGGACCACGGUGCCCCCAGAGAAUGCAAGUUUUCAUCGCGUUGCACCAUCUUCAGCCAGUGCAUUUCCGACGCGGUAAUAAUUUUCGAGUGCAGCUAAGGAGUUGAGCUUUCCACGCAGCGUUUAAGUUUACAUGUGUGUGUGCACAAUCUUCCUUACGAAAUUACACCGAUCGCUCGACGGCCUCAGAAGAGCUCAAACUUCAACGCUUGAUUCUGGUGGAACUUCUACGUGAGCGACUACAGUGCGAUUCUUUGGCUCCACGCAUCCUCAUGCUACUUGUCUGCAAAAUCUCAGUUAAGCGGUCAAGCUGGCCAAGAUCAGGACGAAUUUGCGAACACCGAGAUUUUUACCCAAACGACCGUGACGAAGAAAUACCGCAAGAUCAGUUUCAGGAAAACACGAAAUCCGUCUCCCAGCCUGGAGUUCCACAUCCUGGUACAUUGUGUCUGUGUUCCUAUUAAUAUGAAUCGUAUCAAAUUCUAAAAGAUUGUAAUGAUGCUUGUUUAAAUAAUUGCAUACAAUUUUUUUUUGAUUAAGAGAAACAUUACUUACAAUGCAUU